Suillus discolor is the source of this 483-nucleotide messenger RNA. RefSeq lists its product as uncharacterized. The transcript is spliced from 4 exons. NCBI's taxonomy places the organism in Eukaryota, Fungi, Basidiomycota, Agaricomycetes, Boletales, Suillaceae. The coding region runs from base 1 to 483 and encodes 160 amino acids. The record is from RefSeq and is a predicted model, not a curated record.
AUGCCUUCAAUGUCUACCAUCAACAUGUUCGAGGACAACAUACUCAUUGAGAUUGAUGGUGUUGCCUCUACGUGGGAUACCUAUUGUCUUGGCCUAAAUAUAGUCACUCCUGGCUCCAAACGAGUGAUUUUCCGGUUCAAAGAUAUCGGAAAGGCCAUUCGAGAGGGUUCAUCUGACUCCGGCCAUAUCACUAAUACGAGCACACUCGAGGCUGACAACAUCAAGACAGAACCUGACUUAGUUGAGACUUGUGUAAAGUUCGAGGAGGACGACAAGGAUUCCAUAAAUUCUGUAAAUGUGUCUCCAUGCAACCUACUCGCUCGACACUGUGGUAAUCCAAACGCAAGACCAACUGACCCAUUUGCACUGUGGCGCUACUCAGUACGGCCAUUUGAUCGGUCAAACAUUCCGUCGGAGGCUGCUAAAAGGAAGGCACUGCAUCAAGACAUCAAGGACUAUGCAUGCAAGCGUCGUAAAUUAUGA